Molecule: messenger RNA, 537 nt
Organism: Bactrocera latifrons
Lineage: Eukaryota; Metazoa; Arthropoda; Insecta; Diptera; Tephritidae
Product: fork head domain transcription factor slp1-like
Exons: 1
Coding region: 1-537 (178 amino acids)
Biological process (GO): regulation of transcription by RNA polymerase II
Molecular function (GO): RNA polymerase II cis-regulatory region sequence-specific DNA binding; DNA-binding transcription factor activity, RNA polymerase II-specific
Source: RefSeq, a predicted model, not a curated record
AUGGCAUUACGCAGCAGUCCUGAAGGUAAACUGACUUUGGGUGCUAUACAGAACUGGAUCAGUGACAACUUCCCCUACUACCGCAAGGAUGAACAAGGCUGGCAAAAUCAGAUAAGGCAUACACUGAGCACAAACUCGUGUUUCCAGAAAAUUCCACGACCUAUGAGCGAUCCAAAGCGAGGACAUUAUUGGGCCAUUAGCCCAGAAGUAGAAACACUUCAAACUCCUGUUGCUGCCAGCAGUGAGACUGUACUUGGAACGAUGGUGAAUGGUGUACCGCAUCCCCAGGCGCCAAAUGCUGUUUACUUCCCCACGCCGCGUGAGGUACACAGUGCUCAUCGGACAUUGCUGACUCAGGCGCUACAGGAACAGCAUGCCUGKUACAAGUAUCACCUGCAACAAACGCACUUUCUGCAGCAACAACUAGUAGUACUGCAACAACAGCACAUUCACCAGCAGUACCAAGAAGUCUAUCACGAACUUGCCUUCCACGAACAACAAAUCGCAUUUCUUGCGGCCCAGAAUGUUCCAGUAUGA